UAUACACAUAUAUAUAUAUAUAUAUAUAUAUAUAUAUAUAUAAAACAAUGUUUGAUCCCAUAUCGGAUACGCCGCUGGUGCUGGCAUAUGCGUUCAUGUCGCUGCUGGUCCUCAUCGUUAGCUUCAUAUUGUUCAAUGUGGUCCACAAACUCUAUAGCAGCAUGAGCGUCGAAGGCGGCGGAGGAGGAGUGGGCGUUGUCACAAGCACGCUGAAGACCACAAUGCUGGAAGUGGAUGCUCUGAAAACCGGUUAAAGGCGAUGUUGGCAGCGCUGCUCGACGAGAAUCUCAAGCAACAAAUGAUAACAACAACAACAACAAAGAAGAAGAGCGUCAACAACAACAAUAACAUUGUAUAUAUAGUCACUAUGUUUAUAUAAGAAAGAGAGCACAAUAGCAAUUAGUCUAGCUUUAAAAACGCGACUAGUACUUAAAUAUAGUCUAUAAAUAUAACUACAACUAUAACUAUAACAUAAGCAACAACAAUAACAAACAGCAAACCACAAACAACGAACGAAACACGCACAACAAACAACCAACCGGCGGCAGUCUAGUCUAGUCAGUUAAUUAGCCAUAUCAUUUAGGGUUAGCUAAACGUUGUGUCUGACAUUGAUAUUUGUAAUAAACCAACAACAACAAACAAACAAA
Molecule: messenger RNA, 647 nt
Organism: Drosophila grimshawi
Lineage: Eukaryota; Metazoa; Arthropoda; Insecta; Diptera; Drosophilidae
Exons: 1
Coding region: 48-254 (68 amino acids)
Source: RefSeq, a predicted model, not a curated record